Molecule: messenger RNA, 2535 nt
Organism: Hipposideros armiger (great roundleaf bat)
Lineage: Eukaryota; Metazoa; Chordata; Mammalia; Chiroptera; Hipposideridae
Gene: TMPRSS15
Product: transmembrane serine protease 15
Exons: 23
Coding region: 1-2535 (844 amino acids)
Biological process (GO): acrosome reaction; proteolysis
Cellular component (GO): membrane
Molecular function (GO): serine-type endopeptidase activity; protein binding
Source: RefSeq, a predicted model, not a curated record
AUGGUGUCAAAAAGAAGUGUACCUUCAAGGCACCAUUCUCUCAGCACCUAUGAAGUUCUGUUUGCAGCUCUCGUUGCCAUUUUGAUGGUGAUCUGUGCUGGAUUAAUUGCAGUGUCCUGGCUGUCAAUCAAGGGAUCAGAAAGAGAUGCAGUGUUUGGAAAAAGUCAUGAAGCCAGAGGGACUUUGAAAAUAACAUCGGGAGCCACAUAUAAUCCUAACUUGCAAGACAAAUUCUCAGUGGAUUUCAAAGUUCUUGCUUUUGACCUUCAGGAAAUGAUAGAUGAGAUCUUUCAAUCAAGUAAUCUGAAAAAUGAAUAUAAGAACUCAAGAGUUUUACGAUUUGAAAAUGGCAGCGUUAUAGUCAUAUUUGACCUUUUCUUUGCCCAGUGGGUACCAAAUGAAAAUGUAAAAGAAGAGCUGAUUCAAGGCAUUGAAGCAAAUAAAUCCAGCCAACUGGUCACUUUCCAUAUUGAUUUGAACAGCAUCGAUAUCACAGCACCUUUGGAGAAUCCCUCUACAGCAAGCCCUUCAACAACUUCAGACAAGCCAACAACCAGCACACCCCCUUCUCAGCCUCCCUUUGUCUCAAGAGAGUGCCUGCCUGGUUCAAGGUCUUGUGCUGAUGCUACAAAAUGUAUAGCAAUUGAUUUAUUUUGUGAUGGAGAGCUAAACUGUCCAGAUGGUUCUGAUGAAGACAAUAAAACUUGUGCCACAGCUUGUGAUGGAAGAUUUUUGUUGACCGGGUCUUCGGGGUCCUUUGAGGCUAUCAAUUAUCCAAAGCCUUCUAAAUCAAGUGUCGUUUGCCAGUGGAUUAUACGUGUAAACCAAGGACAGUACAUUAAACUGAGCUUCGAUUCCUUUAAUCUAUAUUAUACAGAUAUAUUAAAUAUUUAUGAAGGCAUAGGUUCAAGCAAGAUUUUAAGAGCUUCUCUCUCAGAAACUAAUCCUGGCAAAAUUAGGAUUUUUUCCAACCAAGCUACUGCCACCUUUUUAAUAGAAUCUGAUGAAAAUGAUUACAACGGCUUUCAUGCAACAUACACUGCAUUUAACAGCAGAGAACUUAAUAAUUAUGAUAAAAUUAAUUGUAAUUUUGAAGACGGCUUUUGUUUCUGGGUCCAGGAUCUAAAUGAUGAUAAUGAAUGGGAAAGGGUUCAGGGAAAUACCUUUCCCCCACUUACUGGACCAGAUUUUGACCACACUUUCGGCAAUGCUUCAGGAUUUUACAUUUCCACCCCAACUGGACCAGGAGGGAGACAAGAAAGAGUACAACUUUCAAGUCUCCCUUUAGACCCCACUUUGGAACCAGUCUGCCUUAGCUUCUGGUACUACAUGUAUGGUGAAAAUGUCUAUAAAUUAAGCAUUAAUAUUAGCAAUGACCAAAACAUGGAGAAGAUAAUUUUCCAAAAAGAAGGAAAUUAUGGAAAAAUUUGGAAUUAUGGACAAGUAACAAUAAAUGAAACAGUGGAAUUUAAGGUUGCUUUUAAUGCUUUUAAAAACCGGCUCCUGAGUGAUAUAGCGCUGGAUGACAUUAGCCUAACAUACGGGACUUGCAACACAAGUCUUCAUCCGGAACCAACUUUGGUCCCAACUCCUCCGCCAGAACGUCCUACGGACUGUGGAGGACCUUUUGAACUGUGGGAACCAAACACAACUUUCACUUCUAUGAAUUUCCCAAACAGCUACCCUAACCAGGCUUUCUGUAUUUGGAAUUUAAAUGCACAAAAAGGAAAAAAUAUACAACUUCAUUUUCAAGAAUUUGACUUAGAAAAUAUUGCAGAUGUCGUUGAAAUCAGAGAUGGUGGUGGAGAUGAUUCCUUGCUCUUAGCUGUGUACACAGGGCCUGGUCCAGUAAAGGACGUGUUCUCAACCUCCAACAGAAUGACUGUGCUUUUUAUCACUAACGAUGUGUUGACAAAAGAGGGAUUUAAAGCCAAUUUCACUACUGGCUAUCACCUGGGGGUUCCAGAGCCCUGCAAAGAAGACAGUUUUCAGUGUAAGAAUGGAGAGUGUGUCCCACUGGUCAAUCUCUGUGACAGUUUUCCACACUGUAAGGACGGCUCAGAUGAAACACACUGUGUGCGUCUUCACAAUGGCACCACAAACAACGAUGGUUUGGUGCAGUUCAGAAUCCAGAGUAUUUGGCAUGUAGCUUGUGCUGAGAACUGGACCUCCCAGAUUUCAAAUGAUGUUUGUCAGCUGCUGGGGCUAGGGAGUGGAAACGCGUCAAUGCCAGUCCCCUCUACUGAAGGUGGACCAUUUGUAACAUUAAACACAGCACCUAAUGGCAGUUUAACAUUAACACCAAGUAAACAGUGUUUACAGGAUUCCCUGAUUCUUUUACAAUGUAAUCGUAAACCAUGUGGAAAAAAACUGGUGGCUUCGAAAGUCAGCCCAAAGAUUGUUGGAGGAAAUAACGCCAAAGAAGGAGCCUGGCCCUGGCUUGCUGCUCUGUAUUAUAAUGGCAAACUGCUCUGUGGUGCUUCUCUCGUCAGCAACAACUGGCUGGUGUCUGCUGCCCACUGCGUGUAUGGGUGA